AUGUUCGCCGCCGAUCUGUGGAGUUCGGUAAAUGGGAUGUGCGGUAUAGAUGGAAGUCCCCUCCUCGCCCUCGCAUCGCAAAUGCAGGCUGGUGCUCCGACAUCAACCUGCACCAACGGGCCGAACUCGCGCGAUUGCUGGAGCCAGGCUUUCUCCAUCGAGACCGAUUUUGAUGAGGACUGGCCAGUGACUGGUAACACAGUCUCUUACGAACUUACGAUUAGAAACGCCACGAUCUCACCAGAUGGCUACGAACGCCAAGGCUUCACAAUCAACGGGCAAUAUCCAGGUCCUACCAUCUACGCAAACUGGGGAGACACCAUUCGGGUGACGGUAAACAAUGAGAUGGAAGAUAAUGGAACCACAAUUCACUGGCAUGGCAUGCGUCUGUAUCACAAUAAUGGACAAGACGGGGUCCCUGGAGUCACCGAGUGUCCGAUUGCGCCAGCAUCACGCAAAACCUAUACCUUGACUGCAACGCAGUACGGGACGAGUUGGUACCAUUCACACUUCUCUUCACAAUACGGAGAUGGCGUUUGGGGACCAAUUGUCGUUCACGGACCUGCUUCUGCAGACUACGAUGAGGAUCUUGGUCCAUUGCCAAUUACUGAUUGGUACUAUCCUGGCGUCUUUGUCGUCUCCGCACGAGCGCAGCACCAGAACGCUCUGGCACCAACAGCAGACAACGGUCUGAUCAACGGAACCAUGGUCUCGACCUCAGGCGGCUCGUAUGCCCGCACAACACUGAAGGCUGGCAAGAAACAUCGAGUCCGCUUCAUCAAUACUGCAGUCGACAACCACUUCCAAGUCUCGCUCGACGACCACACCAUGACCGUGAUAUCCGCCGACUUCGUCCCCAUCAAGCCCUACAACGCAUCUUGGAUCUUCAUCGGCAUCGGCCAACGCUACGAUGUCAUCAUCAACGCCAACAAAUCCCCAGGCAGCUAUUGGUUCCGCGCCGAAGUCCAAGAAACCGCAGGCUGCGGCUCCAACUUCCAAAACAGAAACAUAAAAUCCAUCUUCUCCUACGAAGGCUUCGAAGACGAGGAGCCAACCACUUCCCCCACAUCCUACACUCAACGCUGCACCGACGAGACCAAUCUCGUCCCAUACUGGAACUCCUACGUCCCAUCAGGCAACAUCGUACGCAGCGGCGACUUCACCCGCCUCGAAACAGCAAUCAACCAAUCCACCGCCGCCGACGGCUCCCUCACCCUCUACUGGCAAGUAAACGGCACCCCACUCCGCGUAAACUGGUCCGAACCGACACUCGGCACAAUCAGCAAAAACCCAUCCUACAACUCCUGGCCUGACCGCGCCGGUGUGAUCUCUCUGUCUUCCGAAUCGAAAUGGACAUAUUGGGUCAUAACCGAAGGAAUCGGCUCACCCUUCACAGUCAACAUCCCGCACCCGAUUCAUCUGCAUGGACAUGAUUUUUAUGUGUUGGGUUGGGGCAGUAGGGCGUGGAGGGAGUCUGAUGCCGAGGGUUUGAAUUUCGAGAAUCCGCCGAGAAGGGAUGUGGCGAUGUUGCCGACGAAUGGGUGGUUGGCGUUGGCCUUUCAGACGAAUAAUCCGGGGAGUUGGUUGAUGCAUUGUCACAUUGCUUGGCAUGCGGAUGAAGGGUUCGCUGUUCAGUUUGUUGAGUCGCAGAGUACGAUGUUGGAUGUUGAUCCUUUGCCUUCGGAUUAUGAGUCGCAGUGUGAUGCUUGGAAGGAAUAUUACCCGACUUCUGCGGCCUUCUUGCAGAGUGAUUCUGGAAUAUAG
Pseudocercospora fijiensis CIRAD86 is the source of this 1764-nucleotide messenger RNA. RefSeq lists its product as uncharacterized. The transcript is spliced from 3 exons. Gene Ontology annotation, molecular function: oxidoreductase activity; copper ion binding. NCBI's taxonomy places the organism in Eukaryota, Fungi, Ascomycota, Dothideomycetes, Mycosphaerellales, Mycosphaerellaceae. The coding region runs from base 1 to 1764 and encodes 587 amino acids. The record is from RefSeq and is a predicted model, not a curated record.